UCGGGCAGUGAUGGCGGCCUCCCAGGCUGCAGCAGUUCCCGGGGCCCCGGCCGAGGAUUCCUCCGAUAGCGAACCGGAACCCGAGCCGCAGAAACUGCACAGGAAAGUGUCAACAUCCGGACAAAUUAGGAGGAAGGCGAUUGUGAAAGAAGGUCACCUACAGAAGCAGACCAGCUCAUUUCAACGAUGGAGACGGCGCUAUUUCAAACUGCGUGGAAGGACACUGUAUUAUGCCAAGACUGCCAAGUCUAUCAUAUUUGAAGAAGUGGACAUCACAGACGCCAGUGUCGCCGAGUCUAGCACCAAGAACCUCAACAACAGUUUCACGGUAUUCACUCCCUUUCGCAAACUGAUCCUCAGCGCAGACAACCGGAAAGAUAUGGAAGAAUGGAUGGCAGCUCUUAAGUCCGUGCAGAACCGCGAGCUGUUUGAGUCCACUCAGUACAGCAUGGACCAUUUCUCAGGAAUGCACAACUGGUACGCCUGUUCUCACGCUCGCCCUACUUACUGCAAUGUCUGCCGCGAAGCCCUGUCCGGAGUUACCUCCCAUGGACUUUCUUGUGAAGUGUGCAAAUUUAAAUCUCACAGAAGAUGCGCUGUGCGGGCCACCAAUAACUGCAAAUGGACAACUUUGGCCUCGGUUGGGAAGGACAUCAUAGAGGAUGAGGAUGGUGUGUCGAUGCCUCACCAGUGGCUGGAAGGGAACCUGCAUGUCAGUGCAAAGUGCACCGUGUGUGAGAAGACGUGUGGUAGUGUGCUCCGUCUACAGGACUGGCAGUGCCUAUGGUGCAAAGCAAUGGUACACACAGCGUGUAAAGAGCUUCUUCCCAAAAAAUGUCCGCUGGGGCAAUGCAAAGUUUCUGUUAUUCCACCCACUGCUCUCAACAGCAUCGACUCAGAUGGGUUCUGGAAGGCCAGCUGCCCCCCGUCCUGCACUAGUCCCUUGCUUGUAUUCGUUAAUUCAAAGAGUGGGGACAACCAGGGAGUGAAGUUUUUACGACGUUUCAAACAACUGCUAAACCCAGCUCAAGUAUUCGAUUUAAUGAACGGCGGACCUCAUCUAGGUUUGCGUUUGUUUCAGAAGUUUGACACGUUCCGGAUCCUAGUGUGUGGAGGGGAUGGAAGUGUUGGCUGGGUUCUUUCUGAAAUAGAUACCCUUAACCUUCACAAACAGUGUCAGCUGGGAGUUCUCCCUUUAGGCACUGGGAAUGACCUCGCUCGGGUGCUUGGCUGGGGUUCCGCUUGUGAUGAUGACACUCAGCUUCCCCAAAUUCUGGAGAAGCUGGAGAGAGCUGGGACCAAAAUGCUAGACAGAUGGAGCAUCAUGGUGUAUGAAACUAAGCUUCCAUCUCAAACCCCAGAAUCCUGCACAACCACAGAGCCAAGUGAAGAUUGUGAGGUGCAGCAGAUUCUGUGCUAUGAAGACUCAGUGGCAGCUCAUCUAUCACAGAUACUCAGUUCAGACCAACACUCUGUGGUCAUUUCAUCAGCCAAGGUCCUAUGUGAGACAGUGAAGGAUUUUGUUGCUCGAGUUGGGAAAGCUUACGAGAGAAUGACCGAAAACUGUGAAGAAUCCGAAACCAUGGCAGGAAAGUGUUCACUUCUGCGAGAGAAGCUUGAUUCCCUGUUAAAAACUCUGAAUGAGGAGUCGCAGUCCACGUCAGUUCUUUCUCAACCACCCCCUACUAUUAACGAAGAAGGGGAGGAAAACUCAGAAAUGGUCACAGUCCCAACAACCUCUCCUUCCCCAGGCCGUGCGCAGACUUUCAGGCCUCGUGAACAACUCAUGCUACGAGCCAACAGCUUGAAGAAAGCCAUCCGUCAGAUUAUAGAGCAGGCUGAGAAAGCUGUGGACGAACAGAACGCACAAACGCCAAGCUCUGAAGAUCUCAUUCUGCCAUUCUCCCAAGACGAUGCCAAGGAGCCGAAAUUGGAGAGUACAGUGAAUGCACAAAGUGGGAACGCACUGCCGAGACUGAGGAGCUCAGGCAGAGGUGCUAAAUCUGAAUGUGCAACCAACAAAAACAGCCUGGUGGCAGGAGCCUCGGUGUCCCUUCCUGCGCCCUCCACCCAACGUGACAACCUACCGGUGCUGAACUACAAGAUUCUCUAUCCCAAUAUGAGAGCCGGAAUGUCUGGAUCUUUGCCUGGCAACUCUAUUAUCAGCCGUCUGCUAAUUAGUGCCGACCCUUUUAGCUCCGAACCGGACAGCCUGGAGUGUUACACAGAAAAAUGUGUGAUGAACAAUUACUUUGGCAUUGGACUGGAUGCGAAAAUCUCUUUGGAUUUUAACAGUAAAAGGGAUGAACACCCCAAGAAGUGCAGGAGCCGCACAAAAAACAGAAUGUGGUAUGGAGUGCUGGGGACCAAGGAGCUCUUACAGAGAACGUACAAGAACCUGGAGCAGAGGGUGCUGCUGGAGUGUGACGGGGUCCCCAUUCCAUUGCCCAGCCUCCAGGGCAUCGCUGUGUUGAACAUUCCAAGCUACGCCGGGGGGACCAACUUCUGGGGAGGCAGCAAGGAAGAUGAUACGUUUGCAGCGCCCUCGUUUGACGAUAAGAUCCUUGAGGUGGUUGCUGUGUUUGGCAGCAUGCAAAUGGCUGUCUCAAGGGUCAUCAAACUGCAGCAUCAUAGAAUUGCCCAGUGCCGCAUGGUAAAGAUCACGGUGCUGGGAGACGAGGGCAUUCCCGUGCAGGUGGAUGGAGAGGCCUGGAUACAGCCUCCGGGAUUCAUCCGGAUUGUGCACAAGAACAGAACGCAGACCCUCACCCGGGAUAGGGCUUUUGAGAGCACGUUGAAGUCGUGGGAAGACAAGCAGAAAUGUGAAGUGUCCCGUCCAGCUACUUCUCCUCUCUCUCCCUUCUCCUCUCACCCCGAGGUGCUCUCUGAUGAGGAAGCUGCCCAGGUGUCCCAGUUUGGCCGCUCUGCUGGUGACCUCAUUAAGAGCAUUAAGGAUAUUGCGGUGUCCCAUCAGAGUAUAGAGCAGGAGUUGGCCCAUGCUGUCAAUGCCAGCUCUAAAUCAAUGGAGAAGGUUUAUAGCAAGAACGCAGAGGGUCUAAACAGAGUUCAUGUAAUGGACAUGGUUACAAAUGUCCGAGCUCUUCUUAACGAGACAGAUCUACUGAUUCAAGGGAAGAUGGCGCUGCUGCUGGACCCUCCUCAGAAGGAGCAGCUUGUGAUAUCCCUCGGCAGCACAGAACAAGAAUUAAGAAAACUUGCAGACAUCUCUUGGUUGUGGCAAAGUACUGACCCCGGAGAAGAAGAGGGACCACUAGACUUUUCUAAAUUAAGACGUAGCAGUCGGUUUAGACUUGUCAACAAAUUCAAGAAGGAGAAGAACAGUAGGAACAAAGAGGCUGGAAGCAGCACGGGACUGUCUGCUCACCUCUGGGGAACGGAGGAGGUAUCUCAGUGGUUGGAGCGACUCAGUCUGUCUGAGUACAAGGAGGUCUUUACUCGUCAUGACAUCCGUGGUUGUGAGCUCCUACAUCUGGAGCGCCGAGACCUCAAGGAACUGGGGGUGACAAAGGUGGGCCACAUGAAGAGAAUACUCCACGGCAUCCGAGAACUGAGCCACCCAGCUGUCAAUGUGGACUAACAUCUGUCUUCACUGCUUGCGUUGCCCAAUCCGGAUGAUGUUCAAAAAGCGCUGCCACAAAUGUCAACCACCCCACCAUAGGGUUUGGCUGCAAUGCUGAGCUCUGCUCGAGCUGCAGUAGAUCCCGUUUGUGCCAUGCACCGUUAUAGCCAAUACCCUUGGCAUGUUAACCAGUGGCACAUACCCUGAGUAUGCAUCCAUUGAAAUGAAGCUAGGGAAAUUCUGCAGCCAGUCGUAGGAGACAUGCAUCCUAGGUAUGGAGGCGUCGAUGUUUUUAGUUUUUUUAUUUGAGAUAAUCAGGGAAUGGUGUGCAUACUUUUGAAACCACAUGCAGACAAUCACCCAGAGAACAUAGCAGCCAGUAAAGACUGAAGUAUCCAUUUGCGUUCAUGUGCUACCUCGUGUAACUGGGACCAACG
Messenger RNA from Spea bombifrons (plains spadefoot toad), 4017 nucleotides. It is a transcript of the gene DGKD, whose product is annotated as diacylglycerol kinase delta. NCBI's taxonomy places the organism in Eukaryota, Metazoa, Chordata, Amphibia, Anura, Pelobatidae. Gene Ontology annotation, molecular function: protein heterodimerization activity; protein homodimerization activity; ATP-dependent diacylglycerol kinase activity. The transcript is spliced from 30 exons. The coding region runs from base 11 to 3598 and encodes 1195 amino acids. Gene Ontology annotation, biological process: diacylglycerol metabolic process; intracellular signal transduction; lipid phosphorylation. The record is from RefSeq and is a predicted model, not a curated record.